AUGCAGGGAAAGAACUUCACAGGAGUGAAAGAGUUCAUCUUCUUGGGAUUCUCUAGCUUUGGGAAGCAUCAACUCACUCUCUUUAUGGUUUUCUUAAACAUUUACAUUUUAACUUUGGCUGGUAACAUCAUCAUCGUGACUAUAACCUGCAUUGACCGUCACCUCCACACUCCCAUGUACUUUUUUCUGAGCAUGCUGGCUAGUUCAGAGACUGUGUACACACUGGUUAUUGUGCCACGAAUGCUUUCCAGUCUCAUUUUUCAUAACCAGCCCAUCUCUUUGGCAGGUUGCGCAACUCAAAUGUUCUUUUUUGUCACCUUGGCCACCAACAAUUGCUUUCUGCUUACAGCAAUGGGCUAUGACCGCUUUGUGGCAAUUUGCAAGCCCCUGAGGUAUACAGUCAUCAUGAGUAAAGAAACGUGUGCCCAGUUGGUGUGUGGGUCCUUUGGCACUGGUCUGGUUAUGGCAGUUCUCCACGUGACAGCAAUGUUCAACUUGCCCUUCUGUGGCACAGUGGUGGACCACUUCUUCUGUGACAUUUACCCAGUCAUGAAGCUUUCUUGCACUGAUACCACGGUCAAUGAAAUAAUCAAUUAUGGUGUAAGUUCAUUUGUUAUUCUUGUGCCCAUAGGCCUGCUAUUCAUCUCCUAUGUCCUCAUCAUCUCCUCCAUUCUUAAAAUUGCCUCUGCUGAGGGCAGGAAGAAAACCUUUGCCACAUGUGCCUCCCACCUCACAGUGGUCAUCGUCCACUAUGGCUGUGCCUCCAUUUCCUAUCUCAAGCCCAAAUCAGAAAGCUCAAUAGAUAAGGACCUUCUUCUCUCUGUGACCUACACCAUCAUCACUCCCCUGCUGAACCCUGUUGUUUACAGCCUAAGAGUUUCCUUAAUUCUUGAUGAUUGA
Molecule: messenger RNA, 900 nt
Organism: Lepus europaeus (European hare)
Lineage: Eukaryota; Metazoa; Chordata; Mammalia; Lagomorpha; Leporidae
Product: olfactory receptor 10J5
Exons: 1
Coding region: 1-900 (299 amino acids)
Biological process (GO): G protein-coupled receptor signaling pathway
Cellular component (GO): membrane
Molecular function (GO): olfactory receptor activity; G protein-coupled receptor activity
Source: RefSeq, a predicted model, not a curated record